Molecule: messenger RNA, 5455 nt
Organism: Chrysemys picta bellii (western painted turtle)
Lineage: Eukaryota; Metazoa; Chordata; Testudines; Emydidae
Source: RefSeq, a predicted model, not a curated record
AUUUGUAUAGACUGUACCUGGUAUGACUGAAUGACAUGGAAACAUCUAAGACUAUAUCCCAUACAAAAGAGUGAGAUGGCCAGGAGAUACGUCAACAACAUUUCCAAUUUUUGAUGGCAAGAUGAGAAAAUAAUCAGUGAUUCAACAGCUAGACAUUGCCAUUGACCAGGAUGACAGAGUAAACUGGUUUUGUGCUGGAGUCUUGCCUGUGUGCAUCUCAUUUCCAUACCCAUCACUCGGUGCUUCCUGUAAAGUAUUUUGUAGAAGAAUGCAUUCUUCAAAGAAUAAAAAUGUGGAAAAGCCAGAACCAUUUUAUAGACCUUCAGCACCUAAGCAGAAGACCAGUGCUGAGAUAAUAAAUGAAGCACGAAAUGCACUAAGGACUUUAAGAACUCAGAGGCCAUUUACACCUAGAGAGGACCAAAGGAAACUUUUUGGAUCUGCUUCUUCACGAACACCAGAAAAUAGACCACCUUCCACUUUUAGUCUCCAUGCUUCCAGUUUUGAAUCAGGCGAAUCAAGAUCGGUGUCUGGUACACGUCUCAGCCCACUGGACCAUAAGCCAAAACUACUUUCAUCACCUAUAAAAGAUGAAGAUUCUUCCAUUUCCUUCCCGAAGCCUCCAGUGGACCCAAUGGAGGUUAGGAAAGUCAGCAGUGCCCGGGCUCGCUUAUGUAGAACAGCUUCUCAGGGAAAUCUCCUUCCAGAUAAAAUACUUCUUCCUGAUGAGAAUAAGGAGGGGGUAAAUUCUGAAGAACCAGCUACCAUGGAUGACCUUUCAAGAAGAAGUAAUAAAAGUUGUUUAGCAGAACUAAGUCCACACUCCAAUUUUAAGGAUGAUGAUGAUAUUCCACUAAUUUACAAUGAGCGUAAUAAGGCAGAGGAUCAAGACUUCUUAAAAGUGGCAGUAGCAACAUCUCCAUUGCAAUUCAGAAGUGGAAGUGACCAAAUUAAAAACGGUGACAGGGCUUCAUCAAAUCCAAGCAGCACUGGCUGGAAUAAAUCAGGAAGCAAAGCAGGCUCAGAGAAUGACUCAAGAGUAAAUGAAACUGAAGAGGAAGAAAACUACUGGAAUGUAAAGAUUGUACCAAUUGUGUAUGAAUUAGAGAAUGAAAACAAUAUAGAAAACCUCUGCCUUGCCUGCACCAGUCUCCAUCAAGCCUUGGAAGAAGGAAAUAUGUUUGGAAAGAGAUUUAAAAGAAGAACUGCGCUUCUGAAGAUAUUAUAUAAACUAGUUGACAUUGGUUCAGACCCACUUGGCCUGAAACUGGCAAGAAUGAUUCUGGCUCUGAAAGUAAGUGGAAAGAAUCUGCUCAAUGUCUGCAAGCUUGUAUUUAAAAUUAGUAGAAAUGAGAAAAAUGAUUCGCUCAUUCAAAAUAAUAGUCUAUUGGAUUCUUUGUUGGAGAUCCUGAGAUUUGAAGAUCUACAAACAAACAAUGAGGCUUUUCUCUAUUGCUUGGGAGCAAUAAAAUUCAUUUCUGGAAAUGCAGUACUCCUUAAUGAACUGGUUAACAAAGGAGCUGUUGAAAUAUUCUUUCAGUUAAUGAAGCAGAUUAAUAAUAUUAAAGAAAAUGACACAUGUUUCUCCAACUUGGGCCACCUAUUAGUCCAGCUGACAGCUACUUUGCGAAACUUGGUUGAUUUACCUCUUUCAAGAUGCCAGCUCCUGUGUAGUGGUGCAGUUUCAGCGCUCUGGGUGGUGCUGGAGCAGCGUAUGAAUGAUAAGGAUAUAUGUACCAAUAUUGUCAGGAUAUUCAGCAAACUUUCUUCCUACAAUGACUGCUGUGCAGCUCUGGCAGCCUGCUCCAGAUGUUAUGUCUUAUUUUUAGCCCUUCUAAACAAACACCAAAAGAAGCAGGAUUUAGUUGUCCGUGUUGUUUUCAUUCUUGGCAAUUUAACAGCGAAGAACAAUCAGGCCCGUGAACAAUUUUUUAAAGAGAAAGGAAGUGCUGACACCCUGAUAUCAUUAUUCCAAACCUACAAUGAAUUUGAUUUGAAUACAAAAAAAGAGAAACAUGAAGGAGAAGAAAAUAAAUCAAAACAAAAGCAUCCUUCAGAAGCAGAAGAUGUCCUUAUAAAACUGAUAAGAGUGCUCGCCAAUCUCUCCAUUCAUCCUAGUGUAGGUGCUGUUCUGGCAGCUAACCAUCACAUUGUGGCAUUGCUUGUUACGGUGCUAGAAUACAAGUCAAUUGAUGACUGUGAGGAGCUGGUGAUCAACGCUGCCGCAACAAUCAACAAUUUAUCCUACUACAAAGUGAGGAAUUCUGUAAUUGAAGACCAGAAGCUACGCAUUGCAGAGUUACUUCUAAAGCUGCUAAUGAGCAGCAAUAUGGAUGGAAUUCUGGAGGCUGUUAGAGUCUUUGGCAAUCUUUCCCAAUACCUUGAAAUCUGUGACUUCAUCAUACAAAGGAAGGUAUACAAGUUCAUGAUUGCUUUGCUCGAUGCCAAACAUCAAGAUGUCUGCUUUUCUGCCUGUGGAGUUCUGCUAAAUCUUACUGUGGAUAAGAACAAACGGGCUAUACUAAAGGAAGAAGGAGGAAUUAAGAAGUUAGUUGAUUGUUUAAGAGACUUUGGGCCUACAGACUGGCAGUUGGCUUGCUUGAUAUGCAAAACGCUGUGGAACUAUAGUGAAAAUAUCACAAGUGCUGCAUCAUGCUUUGAAGAAGAAGAUAUCAAUACGCUCCUAGUGCUGCUUGCAUCAUUUUUAGAUGUGCCCUUGAAGAUCCACUCCCCCACACCAGCGGAGCGCCUCUGUCAGGUAAGAUGGAGAACCAGAAGGAGUAAAGAGGAUACGUUUCACGAAGAGCUGCAGUCAACAGAUACAGCACAUAGUGAAACCAGAGCAAGGAGGGAAACAAUGAAAGUCUCAGGCUGGAUAGCCUGGAAAGGAGGGGCAAGAGCGGAUGAGAAAGCUGCUGGAGGACCAGACAGAGAUGCUCAGGUGCCUCACCAAGCUGCAGUCUGAGCACAUCCAUGCAUGACUCUCCCUGCAGCCAAUACAGAACUUGGUUCCAUGCCCUCCCCAAACUCCCCCCACCACAUUCCUCGCAUGUUCCCAGUCCCUUGCAGUACCCUGUGCACUCUGUCCUAGGGAUUGGUUUCACAAUUGAAGCUGGAGUUACACACAGCUGAGAGAGCCAUAAUUGAGACUGUUCCUCAUUACCAUGUCCCAUUUGACAAAAAUGUUUGUGUUUUGUCCGAUUAUUGAACUUUAGUCUUUGAAAUAAAAUGAGUCUUUAUUUGUGUUAUACACGUUAGUUGGUGCUAACAUUCAAACACAGUGAUUAUAGGCAGGAAUAUUUGCUCAGUACAAUUAACGCUCAGGAAGUAAGCACUACAAGGGUUAUUCAAGGUAGCAAGAAAACAUUGCAUGGCCGAAUGCAUCACAAAGAUGCAUUACUGGGAAUAAUUGUCAAAAUGCUCCUUUAAAGCCUCCCUAAUUUGAAUAGCCUCCCUGCUGUGCCCCUCUAAUUGCCCUGGUAUCUGGCUGCUCAAAAUCAGCAGCCAGAUCUAUCCCAAUGCUCUACCUUGGGGAAACUUUUCCCUCUUCGCUUUGCAAAUGUUAUCCAGGGCACAGCAGGCUGCUACGACCAUUGGAAUAUUUUCCUCAUUGAGGUCUAACCUGCCAAAAAGGCAGCACCAGCAACCUUUUAACUGGCCAAAGGCACAUUUAAUGGUCAUUCGGCACCUGCUGAGCCUGUUGUUGAAGUGCUCCUUGCUGCUGUCUAGGUUCCUGGUGUAAGGCUUCAUGAGCCACAGGAGCAAAGAGUAGGGGUCUCCCAGGAUCACUAUGGGCAUUUAUGCAUCCCCCAUUAGAAUCUUCUGGUCUGGAAAAAAAGUUCCAGCAUGCAGCUCUCUAUACAGUCCAGUGUGCACCAUGCAUCUUCCCUGACCACCCCUAAUUGAUUUCAGUGAAGUGGCCCCAGUGAUCCACCAGUGCCUGCAAGACUAUGGAGAAGUAGCCCUUUUAGUUGAUGUUCUCUGAUGCAAGAUGGUCUGGGGCCAAAAUUGGGUUAUGCAUUCCAUCUAUUGCCUCACCACAGUUAGCUUUGAGGCAAUGGAAUUCCCUAUCAAGUAUUUCCUGCACAUUACCGAGAGUCACAGUCCUUCGUAGCAGGAGGCGCUUAAUGGCCCUGCACCCUUGCACCACGGCAGCGCCCACGGUGGAUUUUCCAACCCCAAACUGUUUCAUGACUGACCAGUAGCAGUCUGGAGUCGCCAGCUUCCACACAGCAAUCAAAAUUAGCUUUUUCCACAGUGAGGGCAGCUCUGUCUGGUGUCCUUGCAUCGCAGUGUUGGGGCAAGCUUCGCAUACAGGUCCAGAAAGGUGGAUUUACACAUCCAAAAGUUCUGCAGCCACCGUUAGUCAUCCCACACGUGCAUCAUGAUGCAAUCUCACCACUCAGUGUUUGUUUCCUGAGCCCAGUAUCAACAGUCCACUGUGUGCAGCUGGUCCAUGAAUGCCAGCAGCAACCAUGAAUUAUUUCUUUCAGAUGAACACAGAUGGGUAAGCACCACUGGUUCAUUUUCUGAUUCACAGGUCAUGAAAUACUGCAGGACCAGCCACAUUGUGUUCAUAACACUCAUCCCCAGACUGGUCAGCAGUUCAGGAUCCAUGCUUUCCGGCAGAGAUGACAGGCGUACAGUUAACAAGAACUGUUGAAAGACAGCGCAAAAUGAAGUCAGAAACCCAUGGAAUGAUGGGAUGGAAAGAAUUGCCUCAUUGGACAGUGAGCACUGUGAUCUGUUCCCAGAGCUCCCAGUGGCAGUGUGGCAAGUUGCACAGUGGGAUACAAUACAUCACUCUCUCUGUCAGUGCAAGAGCACUGACUGUGGACGUGCUCCGCUGACAUAAGGAGUCUUGUAUGGAUGUGCACAACCAAUGUAAUUAAAGCGGCAUAUGAUCAUCCACAUAACUUAAGUUGCCUUAACUCUGUAGUGUAGACAUUGCCUAACGACCUUGCUGCUUGCAGAGCUGAGUGUUAAGUCAUGUGACUUACAUGCGACUUGCUGUGCCAACGUGAUUGCAGAAUUAAGUGGUAACUGAGUGCUCUGACUUGCUCUACCACAUUAAAUAUAGAAUCGAAUGUUCUUAAUUAAGUUUUCUCUCUUUGCUUUCUCUCAUGUGGUUAGCUAAAGGUAAACAAAUGUUUUAGCAGUUGCUCUAAUUUAUUGUUGCCAGUUUAAUGUAACAUUAAAUACUGAGGGUUAUUAAGCAUUGGAACAAAUUACCAACAGAAGUGGUGGAUUCUCCUUUUCUUAGAUAUGUUCAAAUAAAGACUGGAUGCCUUUCUGGAAGAUAUUGGAUACAAUACAGAAGUAACUGGGUCAAAUUACACAGAAGUUCAGAUGACAUGAUCUAAUGAUCCAGUCUGGCCUUAAAACUUGUGAAUCUAUGCAUUUUCAUACUUAAAACAUGUAUGGAUUUUCUGUUAAAUGUAACCUUAACUCUGAA